AAUCCGUCCGGCGUUUCACUGGAAUUCCAAUUCGUGAUCCGAGAAGUCGCUAGCUAAGCUCUUAAUUCGGAUUCGGAACACGAAUCCUAGUUGAUCGCCUCUUCCGAAAUCCACACCAUUUUUUGAAAUUCUGCCAGUAACAGAGGAGCAUACCAAAGGUUUUUCUGCUUCGCCGCUCCUUUUCGAACUUAUUCUCAGUUGAUGUACCACCGCUCAUUCCACAUGGCUCAGUCCUUUUGCAAAUCAUUUCCCAAACUCCCCAGAGGUGUUGGUGUUGUUUCGUCUCUUUCUUGUUCGUAUUUUCAUCGGAGGACUUAUUCAAACGGCUUUGUUUUCUGCCCAAAGCCGACGGCAGCGAUAACGACAAUAACAACAAGAACGGGGUCGCCACAAUCACAAUCACAAUCUAUCCGGAUAAACCUUAUAGGAAUCAGGGCAACGGGAUUCUACGCCAAGCAAAAUUUUUGUACCACUCCUACUAUUAAUAGUACGAGUGAUAAUAAGAGUGGCGUGGACUUCCUGGUAAUGUCGGACCUGCAGCUGAUGAGCCAGUGCGAGAUGUCUACUUUCAAGGCGUCGGGUCCUGGUGGUCAGCACCGCAACAAGCGAGAGUCCGCCGUCCGUCUCAAGCACCUUCCUACUGGCAUUAUUGCUCAGGCUGUGGAAGAUAGGUCACAGCACAAGAAUCGCGCAUCAGCGCUAGCUCGCUUGCGUGCUUUAUUAGCACUUAAAGUCAGGAACACAGUAGAUCUUGACAUGUAUUCACCUCCUCAAGAGCUCCUUCAAAUUCUUCCUACAAAGUCAACCAUCAGAGGAUCUCAUUGUGGGCCGCAGAUAGGGCCAAACAACCUGAAAUUCGUUUUGGUGUGCAUAUCAUAGUGAUUC
This is a messenger RNA of Ilex paraguariensis (yerba mate), 885 nucleotides long. The record is from the annotation of a GenBank genome assembly. Lineage: Eukaryota; Viridiplantae; Streptophyta; Magnoliopsida; Aquifoliales; Aquifoliaceae.